AUGAGCUAUGACGGUAUAGAUCCGACAAAAAAGCCUCGGCUACCCAAACUAUUUUGCAACCCAACGGCAGCUAAAAACCUACGUGAAAUGAACAGAAUUAUCGCUGCUGAUAUUAGCGACCAAACAGAUUUUAAGGACCUACACGCCAUGAUCUAUGCUGGGGCGUUCGCGGUUCUAAAGCUAAACGAUCAGAGACCUACAGAUGUAACAAGUCGGAAAGGAACUAAAAGGCAGCCAGCUUGGGAAAGGAGGCUAAGCAAGAACAUAGAUAAUAUCAGGAGCGAUAUAGCUAUCCUAACGCAGUACCAAAAACCGACAUACAGCCAAAGAGUGAAAAAGAAAGGGGACACAAUAAUGCGACGAUAUACAUCGGAAGAAAACCCAACCAUAGUCGAAGUUUUGGACCUUCUAAAGCAGAGACUAUUAGCCUUAUCUCAAAGAGUGAAGAGAUAUAAGAAGAGCAGCCAACGUCGUAAACAAAACAUCCUAUUUCAUAGAAAUCAGAGAGCAUUUUAUAAAUCUGUGGGCAAAGAAUCAGAUCGUACACUACAAGGAAAAACAUCAUUUCCUAACACAGAAGACAUAAGACACUUCUGGAGCGAUAACGAGUCAAUGAUCUUUGCAAUGCCUAAGCACAAGUUGUUUAUUGGAGACAGUGGUUACCCUUGUUUACAAUAUUGCCUAACUCCAUUUCAAGAUAGAGUAUCUGCUGAGAGGGCUGGUGAAAAAAGCUACCACGAGCCGGAGUUAGCAUCUCAAGGUUGGUUAAGACGCUUAGUUGUCCUAGCACCCACCGUCUUUACGUCUUUACGGUGUCGUAUAUCCUUUGAUUACCUAGCGUCCGGAGACGUUGCCAAAUCUGUCAGUAAAUAUGUUUGUCCAAGUCAUCUAUUCAUUCCAGUAACUAUUUUCUCUAUGAAUGACAGAAUGGUAACAACAAGUUCUAGUAUAACCAUUCUACAAGAGAAAUCAGAUUGGCAUCUGGUUGAGUGUAUAAAACAAGGGGAUUCAAGAAAAAUGGACAGCAUAAGAGUGUUUAAAUAA
Molecule: messenger RNA, 1044 nt
Organism: Acanthoscelides obtectus
Lineage: Eukaryota; Metazoa; Arthropoda; Insecta; Coleoptera; Chrysomelidae
Source: the annotation of a GenBank genome assembly